This is a messenger RNA of Aureobasidium namibiae CBS 147.97, 1071 nucleotides long. Its product is annotated as Aldo/keto reductase. The coding region runs from base 1 to 1071 and encodes 356 amino acids. The transcript is spliced from 2 exons. NCBI's taxonomy places the organism in Eukaryota, Fungi, Ascomycota, Dothideomycetes, Dothideales, Saccotheciaceae. The record is from RefSeq and is a predicted model, not a curated record.
AUGUCAGACCAGAAGGAUCCGGUACUCGAGAAGAUCGAAAACACCAAGGCCGUCUACAGACGCUUGGGCAAGAGCGGGCUGCGGGUUUCUGUGCCUAUUCUCGGUGCUAUGUCUUUCGGCGACCCAGCAUGGCAACCCUGGAUCCUGGACGAAGAAGCAUCGCUUCCACUACUCAAAGCGGCCUACGACAAGGGCAUACAGACGUGGGACACGGCGAACAUCUAUAGCAAUGGUGUAAGCGAGACGAUCAUUGGCAAGGCCAUCAAGAAAUACCAGAUUCCUAGAGAGAAAAUUGUCAUCCUGAGCAAGUGCUUCGCCUAUAUCGGCGAGGAACCUGGAAUCAAGACUAUGACUUACGGCCAGAAGAUCGCCGAGUCACCAGACUACGUCAACCAAGGAGGCCUUUCACGAACUGCCAUCUUCAAUGCCGUCAACAAGUCACUCAAGCGUUUGGACCUGGAAUAUCUUGACUUGCUCCAGAUUCAUCGUUUUGACCCCAACACACCAAUCGAAGAAACCAUGGAAGCACUACACGAUCUGGUUCGCUCCGGCAAAGUUCGUUACAUUGGUGCAAGUUCCAUGUGGACUUACCAGUUCUGCAUGAUGCAGGCUUGUGCCGACAAGAACGGUUGGACGAAGUUCAUUAGCAUGCAAAAUCAGUACAGUCUUCUGUAUCGCGAGGAAGAACGUGAGAUGAACAAGUAUUGCGAUGCAACUGGCGUUGGACUCAUUCCUUGGGCCCCUCUCUGUCGUGGGCAUCUCGCCCGUCCAGCAUCAGCAGCUGGAAGCACCACGAGGUCUUCCAAAGAGGCCGAGGGCCUAGCCGGUACCUCCGAAGUUGAUGUCAAGACUAUUGGGCGCGUACAAGAGAUUGCAGAGAAAAAGGGCUGGAAGAUGGCACAUGUCGCCCUGGCAUGGAUCAACAAGCGAGUAUCCAGUCCCAUCAUCGGUUUCUCGAGCGUCGAGCGUAUGGAUGAGGCACUGGGCGCCAAUGACAAGACUUUGACCGACGAGGAAGAAAAAUACCUCGAAGAGCUCUAUCAACCAAGAAACAUUGUCGGACAUUCUUGA